GAGAGCCGUGAGUGAGGCAGGCAGGCAAGCGAGCCCCUGUCGCUCCGUCGCGGUGCCCACCACAGCCGGGGAGGAGACGGCGAAGGGAGGAGGCGGCGGCGGCUCUCCUGUCCACCCACCGAGCCGAGGGAGCAUGACGUCUGCAACUUCACCUAUCAUUUUAAAAUGGGACCCCAAAAGUUUGGAAAUCCGGACUCUUACUGUAGAGAGGCUAUUGGAGCCACUAGUUACACAGGUGACAACCCUGGUGAACACAAGCAACAAAGGGCCAUCCGGUAAAAAGAAAGGGCGAUCUAAGAAGGCUCAUGUGCUGGCAGCAUCGGUUGAACAAGCGACUCAGAACUUCUUGGAAAAGGGAGAACAGAUAGCAAAGGAGAGCCAAGACCUCAAAGAUGAGCUGGUGGCUGCUGUGGAGGACGUGCGCAAACAAGGAGAGACAAUGAGAAUCGCUUCGUCAGAGUUUGCCGACGACCCCUGCUCCUCCGUCAAGCGCGGCACCAUGGUCCGAGCGGCCCGCGCCCUGCUGUCGGCUGUCACCCGCUUGCUCAUCCUGGCUGACAUGGCGGAUGUCAUGAGACUCCUGUCUCACCUGAAAAUCGUAGAAGAAGCACUAGAAGCUGUGAAGAAUGCCACAAACGAGCAAGACCUUGCAAAUCGCUUCAAGGAAUUUGGGAAGGAGAUGGUGAAGCUAAACUAUGUCGCUGCAAGAAGACAACAGGAACUGAAGGAUCCCCACUGUCGGGACGAGAUGGCUGCUGCACGUGGUGCUCUGAAGAAGAACGCCACCAUGCUGUACACUGCCUCCCAAGCUUUCCUCCGUCACCCUGACGUGGCGGCAACCAGAGCUAACAGGGAUUACGUUUUCAAGCAAGUCCAGGAAGCGAUUGCUGGCAUCUCAAACGCUGCUCAAGCCACCUCUCCCACUGAUGAAAAUAAGGGGCACACUGGAAUCGGGGAGCUUGCUGCUGCAUUGAAUGAAUUUGAUAACAAGAUCAUUUUAGACCCCAUGACGUUCAGUGAAGCCCGAUUCCGACCAUCUCUCGAAGAGAGGUUGGAGAGUAUUAUCAGUGGAGCGGCUCUCAUGGCAGACUCUUCCUGCACCCGCGACGACCGGCGCGAGAGAAUCGUUGCAGAGUGUAACGCCGUACGACAGGCCCUCCAGGAUCUGCUCAGCGAAUACAUGAACAAUACUGGAAGGAAGGAGAAAGGAGACCCGUUGAACAUCGCUAUCGACAAGAUGACCAAGAAAACACGAGAUCUACGAAGACAGCUCCGGAAAGCAGUGAUGGAUCACAUAUCGGAUUCCUUCCUCGAGACCAACGUUCCGUUGCUGGUUCUCAUCGAAGCAGCCAAGAGCGGUAAUGAGAAAGAAGUGAAGGAAUAUGCACAGGUUUUCCGCGAGCACGCCAACAAGUUAGUGGAGGUUGCCAAUUUGGCGUGUUCUAUUUCCAAUAACGAAGAAGGAGUCAAGUUAGUCCGUAUGGCGGCCACCCAGAUUGACAGCCUGUGCCCACAGGUCAUCAAUGCGGCGCUCACGUUGGCAGCCAGGCCUCAGAGCAAAGUGGCCCAAGACAACAUGGAUGUCUUCAAAGACCAGUGGGAGAAGCAAGUCCGGGUGCUCACCGAGGCGGUCGACGACAUCACUUCCGUGGACGACUUCCUCUCUGUCUCAGAAAACCACAUUCUGGAAGACGUCAAUAAAUGUGUGAUAGCGCUGCAGGAGGGAGAUGUUGACACGCUGGACAGGACCGCAGGCGCCAUCCGAGGGCGGGCAGCCAGAGUCAUCCAUAUAAUUAAUGCAGAGAUGGAAAACUACGAAGCCGGGGUUUACACAGAGAAGGUGCUGGAAGCAACGAAGUUGCUGUCGGAGACAGUGAUGCCGCGUUUUGCCGAGCAAGUCGAAGUCGCCAUUGAAGCCUUGAGUGCCAACAUCCCCCAGCCCUUUGAAGAGAAUGAGUUCAUCGACGCCUCCCGCUUGGUUUAUGAUGGGGUCCGUGACAUCAGGAAAGCUGUUCUGAUGAUAAGGACUCCCGAGGAGCUCGAAGACGAUUCUGACUUCGAGCAAGAAGAUUAUGACGUUCGCAGCCGAACGAGUGUUCAGACCGAAGACGAUCAGCUUAUCGCGGGCCAGAGCGCAAGGGCGAUCAUGGCUCAGCUUCCCCAGGAGGAGAAGGCUAAAAUCGCAGAGCAGGUCGAGAUUUUCCACCAAGAGAAGAGCAAGCUGGACGCCGAAGUGGCCAAGUGGGAUGACAGCGGCAACGACAUCAUUGUGCUGGCCAAGCAGAUGUGCAUGAUCAUGAUGGAGAUGACGGACUUCACGAGGGGUAAAGGGCCAUUGAAGAAUACGUCCGAUGUCAUUAAUGCUGCCAAGAAGAUCGCCGAAGCUGGCUCAAGAAUGGACAAAUUGGCUCGCGCAGUGGCCGAUCAGUGUCCCGAUUCAGCCUGUAAACAAGAUCUGUUAGCAUACCUCCAGCGCAUUGCUCUUUACUGCCACCAGCUUAAUAUCUGUAGCAAGGUGAAGGCUGAAGUCCAGAACUUGGGAGGAGAACUUAUCGUCUCUGGGACUGGAGUUCAGAGCACUUUCACUACCUUUUAUGAGGUAGAGUGUGAUGUCAUAGAUGGGGGCAGGGCUAGUCAACUUUCUACCCACCUACCUACCAGUGCUGAGGGAGCUACGCUUGCAAACGGAGGUGGUGACUCUUCCAUGCUGGAUAGCGCCACGUCUCUCAUCCAGGCCGCUAAAAACCUGAUGAACGCUGUGGUCCUCACUGUAAAAGCUUCAUACGUGGCUUCGACCAAAUACCAAAAGAUCUACGGCACAGCAGCAGUCAACUCCCCGGUUGUGUCUUGGAAGAUGAAGGCGCCCGAAAAGAAACCCUUAGUCAAGAGAGAAAAGCCGGAGGAGUACCAGACGAGAGUGAGACGAGGGUCUCAAAAGAAACACAUUUCCCCUGUACAGGCGCUAAGUGAAUUUAAAGCGAUGGAUUCCUUCUAAUCCUCUAGGCUUUGCCCUGAAAGAGUUUUCUAUUUCCUUCUUUGGUUUUUGGGUUUUUUUGUAUGCGUACCUGCCAACUUGUAUGCAUCUGGCAUGGCGGGGGAGGGAAUAGGAGGGGGGGGGAGAAAACGGAGCAGUGUCAAUUUGCAUGCAACCUGAGACUCUAUUAAAAUUGUUCCGCAAAUCUGCAUUUCCCCCUCCCCAAAGACACACACGGUGUUCUGAUGUUAAAUGGAGGUCCACCGAGUUAAUCUCUUUUCCCACGAGAGCAAACGAAAAACGGAAUUCACAACCCUCGCCUUCCCUCCAAACACAUCAUACCAUAAGAGCCAGGGGUGGUGGUGGAAGGAAGGGGAGAGAGCUCUGAAAUAUGGAAAGCAAACCUUUAAUGCAUGCAAGAGACAUUAGGUUGGCAGGUAUAUGUAUAAGCGGGAAACCUGGAAAUUGCCAUGGCGGACCAUUAAAAGCUUGUAUUGCUUUUGUUACAAUGCAAUCAUGUAACUCGCCCAAUAUGCUUGACUGUGUGGCCUGGAUAACGAGACAAUUUAACUCGGAGUCAUCUUCAUUAUGGUAUGUGAAAUUUUUUUUAACAGAGAUGAUCGAAAUUAACACGUCUUAACCCACAUUUUCUUCUUUUGUUUCUAAGCGGUGUUAUGAUUAUUGCUUCCUUUUUCGACAACUCCCAUUCGACAUCGACAAAAGUAUCUUUUUUUUCCUUUUUCCUUUUGCCAAUUGAAUUCUUUCUGGUGGAGUAUGAGCACAACAUGGUGGUUGACAUUGCCUUUUGUAUUAUUAUAAUUAUAUUAAUAUUAAUAUUAUUAGAAAUAGACGAGCCAGUGAUGGAAUGUGUAGACACAUGGGAACUGACAAAUGUGAGAACUUAGAGGCAAAUACGUAGGUGUAGCUUUGGAUUACAAGGUAUCUGAUAUACCGUUGUAACUGCUAACUCUCAAUAAACUUAUUUAACCUUGGAA
Heteronotia binoei (common prickly gecko) is the source of this 3969-nucleotide messenger RNA. RefSeq names its product catenin alpha 2 (gene CTNNA2). Bases 134 to 2995 code for a protein of 953 amino acids. NCBI's taxonomy places the organism in Eukaryota, Metazoa, Chordata, Lepidosauria, Squamata, Gekkonidae. Gene Ontology annotation, cellular component: catenin complex; actin cytoskeleton; adherens junction. The transcript is spliced from 19 exons. The record is from RefSeq and is a predicted model, not a curated record. Gene Ontology annotation, biological process: cell-cell adhesion; cell migration. Gene Ontology annotation, molecular function: actin filament binding; beta-catenin binding; cadherin binding.